Molecule: messenger RNA, 644 nt
Organism: Plectropomus leopardus (leopard coralgrouper)
Lineage: Eukaryota; Metazoa; Chordata; Actinopteri; Perciformes; Serranidae
Gene: med9
Product: mediator complex subunit 9
Biological process (GO): regulation of transcription by RNA polymerase II
Cellular component (GO): mediator complex
Molecular function (GO): transcription coregulator activity
Source: RefSeq, a predicted model, not a curated record
CGACGCAUGACGUCAACUGUCUGCGCCUCGGAGCAGAGACAGCGAUGGCGAUGUCACAAGCAAACCAAGAGAAAGAGAGCGAUGAUUGCUCUUUGCUGCCUCUAGUUCAUGACAUUAUCAAAUGCAUGGACAAGGACAGCCAGGAUGUCCAUCAAGAGCUGGCCAAGCUGAAGGCGAAGAUCCAGGAGGCUCGGGAGCAGAUAUCCAACAUGCCCGGGGUGGACAGCAGCCCGCUGGAGCAGCAGCAGCAGCUGGCGACGCUGCGAGAGCAGGUCCGCACCAAGAACCAGCUGCUGCAGAAAUACAAAAGUCUGUGCAUGUUUGACGUGCCAAAAGCAUCAUGAUACUGAAGACUGGAUUAGUUCACUGACUGGAGGACGCUCACGGACAGUCGAGGUGCAGGAAGGACGUUUUGCUUAUUAUCCUCACCUUUGAAGCAAGUAUAAGGGAGGUUCAAGAAUACCAGAUGGACGUUUAAAUUAAUAAGGACGUAUUUUUUCUGGUUUGCAUCGCUUUGCAAGAUGUUUGUGAAUGUCACACAAUGUCCUCUUCUUUUGUCUUUUUUGUUGUUGAAAAACUUUAAACGUGGUUUAAUAUAUGUCCUGAACACAUUUUUUUAGUUGUAACAUUUUCUUAUUUUGUAA